AAGGUUUUGGCUCAGACUAGACUCGGCUUGAGUUUGGCUCCAGAGAGUGGUGUGGGAUCGGCCCACCUUUGAGUCUCCUACAGCUGGACAAGUUCUACAAGCUCCCAAGCCGGCAGCUGGUCAUGGGGAGGCAAUGACAAGAAGGCCCUGAUCAUCCAGAGGUUCCGCAAGUUGAGGCAGAUGCUCAAGAUUGCUAACAAAGAAGAGGCGCGUGAUCCACCGAAGCCUGGCAUCAAUGCAGUGACAGCGGCUGGGCAGUUCAGCGAGGAGCAUGGCAGCUUCAGCAGCUGGAUCUUCACUGACCUGGUUUUAGCCUUUCACUGGGUGCUGAUUAUCCAGGCAGUGAUGCUGAUGGUCUUCCUGUGGCUCUUUCCGAUGAUCAAUGGGGGCUUGAGCGUGAAGAUCGGCAAGACGGUCAAGAUUGAAGACAAAGCCAUCCAGGCAUGGCUCCGAAAGUGCUAGGAUUUGCAGCACUUGGACUUGCCCCUGUGUUCCUCGCUCCAGGCAAAGUCAGUGGGGUGCCUCGCACCUCUCAGCCUCAAAGCAAUGCUGCGCAGGCUCCGCCAAGCAAUUCCUCCACUGUGGGCCUCGCUGCAGGAUCCACCGCCAUUCUGUCCCUAGCUGUUGCACGAAAGGGCAAGGCAACCAAGCUGACGAGGAAUUUCUUCGGAGGCUCAUCCACUACCACAAGCUUUGAUCCUGCGAAGCAGCUUGGGGUCCAGGAUCCGAUUGGCUUCUGGGACCCCUUGGGCUUAAGUGCUGACAAAGAUGAAGCAACCUUCAAACGUCGUCGAGCAGUGGAGAUCAAGCACGGACGUAUUGCCAUGUAUGCUACGAUGGGGUACAUCGUUCCAGAGUACUUCAAAUUUCCAGGCUAUUUGUCGCCUUCGCUGGGUUUGAAAUUCUCAGAUGUACCCAACGGGUUGGCGGCUCUAUCAAAGUUGCCAGUCCUUGGUGGAGCUCAAAUCAUUGCCUUUUGUGGGUUGAUUGAGACUACCGGCUUCUUCCAGGCCUCAUCUACAACAGAUGGCAGAGGUCCAAGAGAGGGGCAAUUCGCGAUGAAGGACUCUACCGAAGCUGAUGAGCCAGGGAACUACGGUGUUGGUUUUCCAACUUUCCUCGGUAAAGUUGAAGACUCAGAAGCACGAAAAAGCAAGCUGAGCGCAGAAUUGGCAAAUGGACGUUUGGCAAUGAUGGCCAUUAUUGGGAUGUUUUUCCAAGAUGGACUCACGGGUUCUGCUUGGGGAGAUUGGUCACUUUAUACAGCCUCACCUUUGCGUGCUGAAGCAGAAGUUGAAGAAGCAGCCAAGCCACCGCCGCCUCCUCCGUUUGAUCCACGUCUUGAAGUUGGGGUGCUACCUCCUUUGGACUACUUUGAUCCUGCAGGCUUUUGCAAAGUUGGCGAUGAGGACGGCUUCCGAAAUCUUAGAGCUGCUGAAAUCAAGCAUGGCCGCGUUGCCAUGAUGGCAGCCUUGGGCGCCUCCGUGCAGCACUAUGCCCAAUUUCCUGGUUUUGAAGAAGUCCCGACGGGUAUUGGAGCGGUAACAACAGCGCCGGGCACCUACGGUUUCGCGGCACUUGUGUUGGUCAGUGGAGUGUUGGAGUUGGCGCUUUGGACCGAGGAUCCCAACAAAGAGCCGGGAAACUUUGGAGAUCCUUUGAGCUUGGGCCAGUACGACAUUGACAUGAGGAACAAGGAGCUGAACAACGGACGAUUUGCCAUGUUUGCUAGCGUUGGCAUCAUUCUCGCAGAGCUGUACACAGGGAAGGACGGCAUUGAUCAGAUUGGCCUUGACACUCCGACUCUUUGAGCUCAAGUGCUUCCGUACUCGGCAGAGGCUUGUGAGCAAUGCAGCUCUUACCUCUGCCAUGCAUGCAUGUGAUUUUGUGCAGACAAUUUUCAUCAAUUUUCGCCAAGCAGGUAAAUCCUACCUGCUUGUUUGCCCAAUUAACAAAAGACAAUCGAUUUUCAUUUGCCAAACGGCCGAUAAAGGCGG
Durusdinium trenchii is the source of this 1997-nucleotide messenger RNA. The record is from the annotation of a GenBank genome assembly. Lineage: Eukaryota; Dinophyceae; Suessiales; Symbiodiniaceae.